Sander lucioperca (pikeperch) is the source of this 2331-nucleotide messenger RNA. It is a transcript of the gene znf622, whose product is annotated as zinc finger protein 622. Gene Ontology annotation, cellular component: preribosome, large subunit precursor. The transcript has 7 exons. Gene Ontology annotation, molecular function: nucleic acid binding; zinc ion binding. The record is from RefSeq and is a predicted model, not a curated record. The coding region runs from base 152 to 1552 and encodes 466 amino acids. NCBI's taxonomy places the organism in Eukaryota, Metazoa, Chordata, Actinopteri, Perciformes, Percidae. Gene Ontology annotation, biological process: ribosomal large subunit biogenesis.
UAAAAACAUCACGGAGACCGAAGAAGUUCAAAGUUCACAAGGAAGUUACCCUCGUGUUGUGGUGUAAAGGGAGACAGGAGCACACUUACGCACAGAAAAGAGAUUAAAAAUACUAUUUUUCCAAAGGAGACAGUUUACUGAAUAAGUUGCCAUGGCCUCCUACACCUGCAUCAGCUGCAGAGUGGCUUUCACAGAUGGUGAGGUGCAGCGAGCGCACUACAAAACCGACUGGCACCGCUACAACCUGAAGCGCAAAGUCGCCGACAUGCCACCGGUCACCGCUGAGAACUUCCAGGAGCGCGUCCUGGCACAACGGACGGCUGCCGAACAACAGCUGAGCGAAACGGCGGCCACCGAGGGCUGCACCGUCUGCAACAAGAAGUUCUCCAGCGCCAACGCCUACCAGAACCACCUGCAGUCGCACAAGCACCAGCAGGCCGAGAAGCAGGCCCUGCUGGCCGCCCAGAGGAAAGUAGAGAUGAUGAACGAGAAGAAUCUGGAGAAAGGACUUGGGGACGAGAAGGUGGAUCACGACGCCAAGAACGAGGCCCUGCAGCAGGCCCUGAAGGAGCAGCAGAGGCCGAGCCCGGCCAAGCAAGGCUCAUCAGAAGGAGCGACGAGGAAGAGGGCGGAGAAGCUGGAGAAACCUCCCAGGCUGAUGUGGCUGGAGGAGCAAGCCAAGAGGCGAGAGGGAGAAGACGGAGCCACAGCUGUGGAAGAAGAGUGGGAGGACGUUGUGGAAGAGGAGGAAGAUGACGAUGAGAUGGAGGAGGAGGAAGAGGAAGAGGAGACGAUGGAUCAAGAGGAGGGAGACUCGGCCGCUGCGUCGGACCCCCGACCCCCUGCUCUGCCGGGCUCCAUCCCCGUCACCGACUGCCUGUUCUGCUCCCACCACUCCAAGUCGCUCAUGAAGAACAUCGCCCACAUGACCAAAGUCCACAGCUUCUUCAUCCCCGACGUGGAGUUCCUCGUCGACAUCAAGGGCCUCGUCCGAUACCUCGGAGAGAAAGUCGGUGCUGGAAACGUGUGUUUAUGGUGCAACGAGAAAGGCCGCUCGUUCUACUCGACAGAAGCAGUACAGAGUCACAUGACAGACAAAAGCCAUUGUAAACUCUUCACAGACGGCGACGCUGCCCUGGAGUUUGCAGACUUCUACGACUUCAGGAGCAGCUACCCAGACAGGAAGGAGGGAGAAGAUGCUGAAAUGGCCGAAGAGGAGCUGCCUGAUGACAAAAACCUGGAGUACGACGACGAAACGCUGGAGCUGACUCUACCUUCAGGUGCUACGAUCGGCCACCGCUCCCUCAUGAGGUACUACAAACAGCGGUUCGGCGCUCAGAGAGCGGUCGUGCUCACCCACAAUAAGAACGCUGUGGGCCGAGUCCUGCGGCAGUACAAAGCUCUGGGCUGGGGAGGCGACGCAGGCUCCCUCUACCAGAAACAGAAAGACAUGCAGUACGUACAGAUGAUGAAGUCAAAAUGGAUGCUGAAGCUCGGCAUGAGCAACAACGCCACCAAGCAGAAGCACUUCAGAGCCCAAGUGAUGUUCUAAACUGGGACCGGAGGGAACUGAACGUCAACGAAAUGUGACGUGGACUUUCAAAUUUAAGAUCUUUGCUACAAGACUUUCAGUACAGCUGCGAGAAUGGUGGUUCCUUGGCACAGCGGCAGAAAGAAAAAUCAAACGUGACGAUCACGUCACGUCAGCAGCGCUAUUGUGUUUUGAAGGAAAUGAAGCCGUGUUGAUAUGAGGUUUAAAAACUAUAGCAAAAACCUCGAUGUGGAGAAACCUUUACCUACUUCUUGGAAUUCUCACAUUAAUUUCCAACUCUCCGUUAUCUCUGUAAAGCUGCAUGGCGGUGUGGAAAGUGUAGGUCGUCUGUAAAUCUGCUUUGUCUUCCUAUCAACUUCAACCACUUUUGGUGGAGAUCAAGAGCAUGAAUUACAUUUAUAAAACGAUUUUGAAACCGUAAAAAUCGAGUCAAAGCUUAAGUAGAUCAAUAUUAAGGAGGUGGUUUUACUAUUUUCAUUUUGUAGGGCUGUCCUCGAUUAAAGAAGUUCUUAUUCGACAAACGUUCGUACAUUUUUGUCGACUACUCAAUUAGUUGCUUUAAUCAACCGAUCUUUAAAAAUUAGUUUCUCCACAAAGAAUCAAGCAAGAGCACCACAUUUCUUGGAAAUAAUGCAUUCAGCAUGAACACAGCAUAAAACAUUACUAAUCGACUAAAGAAGUCUUAGCCGACUAAGACCACAAUGGCCAGGAUUGGGCAUCGAGAACCGGUUCCAACUUGGAAUCGUUCCAAAACUUACGAUUCCAAUGGAAUUGCUUCU